GGCCUUAGUUUGAAGUCCAGGACGUCAGUGUGACAUUUUCUCGGUGCUGCGUGGUUUGACGAUUCCUCAGAGAUAACACCUUAAGUUUCUUUUUUUUUACACCGUUGAACGAAGUCUCUACAAAGACCUUGAACAUGUCGGUGGCGACCGCCGUGCGGCGUUUGCGUGAGAACGUGGACAAGAUGAAGUCGGUGGAGUACCGACGUGAGCAGCUGAGGGCGCUGUUACGCUGUAUCGAUGAGAACAUGGACAGGUGGAUAGGUGUGCUGAAAAAGGAUCUACACAAGCCUAAGCUGGAGUGCCUGGGUAUGGAGGUAAACUACAGCAGGAAUGAGCUCAUCGUUCAUCUGAACAACCUGGAUGAGUGGACCAAGCCGGAAUACGUGAAGAAAGACCUGCCGCAGAUAUCGGACGAGUGCUACAUCCAGAGGGAGCCGCUAGGUGUCGUCCUCAUCAUAGGAGCCUGGAACUACCCAGUGAUGCUGAUCCUGUGCCCUCUGAUUGCCGCUAUUUCUGCUGGCAACUGUGCGUUGCUGAAACCUUCAGAGCUGUCUGAAGCCACAGCAGCUCUUUUUGAGGAGUUGCUCCCAAAAUAUCUGGACAAGGACUGCUUUGCUGUUGUUAACGGAGGUGUGAAGGAGACCACCGAGCUUUUGGAGCAGAAGUUUGACCACAUCUUGUACACAGGGAACAGUAAUGUGGGUAAGAUUGUGAUGGCAGCAGCUGCCAAGCACCUGACACCUGUCACCCUGGAGCUGGGCGGCAAGUCACCCUGCUAUGUGGACAAGGACUGUGACAUCGACGUGGCAGCCAGGCGUAUUGCGUGGGGCAGGUUUGUGAACUGCGGCCAGACUUGUGUUGCUCCUGACUACGUCCUGUGUCCCAGUCAGAACCAGGACAGGCUGCUGAAGGGUCUGCAGUCUGCCCUGGAGGAGUACUUUGGCAAGAACCCAAAGGACUCAGAAGAUUACUGUCGUAUCGUGAACCAGCGUCACUUCCAGCGCGUGAAGGGUAUGAUCGAGAAGACCAAAGGCAGCGUCGCCAUUGGUGGAGACUCCGAUGAGAAGGACCUGUACAUCAGCCCGACGGUCGUCAAGAACGUCCAACCCACGGACGCGCUGAUGGAGAAUGAGAUCUUUGGUCCCGUCCUGCCGAUUGUGACUGCAGAGAGCGCUGACGAGGCUGUUAGCUUCAUCAACAGUAGGGACAAGCCGCUGGCACUGUACGCCUUCGCUAAUGACAAGAAGGUCAUCCGUGACAUCAUCGAGCGUACGUCAAGCGGGAGUGUGUGUGGAAACGACACCAUGAUGCAGAUGGCCCUGCCCACGCUGCCGUUUGGAGGCGUGGGGACCAGCGGCAUGGGGAACUACCACGGGAAGUUUGGCUUUGACGCCUUCUCCCACAAGAAGGCUGUCAUGGUGAAAGCACUCGCCAUGGAAAACGUGAACAGCCUGCGUUACCCCCCGUACACGGAGAAGAAGUUGAGCUGGAUCAGCUGGCUCACCGCCAAGAAGGAGAAGAGGAGGGGGGGACUGUUCGGCUUCCUGCCCUUUGCUGUGAUUAUGACCAUCCUGGCAGUGCUCAUCAGGGUAUUUACUGUGAUGACCUACCUUGGCUAAUAAAGUUCCUUGGAUAGGUGAUGGGACACAACAGCCAAAUGUCGACGUUACACUGUAAGAAACCCUAUGGACAGAAGGAGGCUACAGAAAUGAAGAGAACUUUAAAAUCUGUUUUUGCAUUCCAGUCAUAAAUAAUCAGAGAAUACUUCUAAGAAUAUGAUGACAGUUUCAUUAUAUUCCUACAAUGUAUGAAUUUGAUGAUGAUGAUGAAUUCAAUAAUACAAAAAUCAUAUUGUAUAUCCAAGCAACUUAUAUCUAUAUUUGCUUACUGCACACAAAUUCACAUGAGUUGUGUAUUUUAGAGGAAAUUGUAAUAUGAUGUUUAUACAUGUUACAAUCAUAUGAGCAUAAGUGAUAAGAUCACUUCUUGUGGAGCAUAAGAUUUAUCUAAAUGCAAAAUCUUAAACAAAGGCAAAUGAUUACAUGAUAAAAUGGUCAUCUUUCAAAAUAUUUGAACCAUUACAUAAUGUUACCAUGAAUGGUAUCAGUACCAAUAUUUCUCUUAACAUUAUCCUUUUACUACUUGCAGGCAUUGUAGAGAAUAAUUAUUGUAAUAUAUAGUUCCUCAAUAGAAAAUUUAAUCAAGCUUUAAUUAAGCUAAUAUAUUAUCAGAAACAUUGUGAUUGUUUGAUAACUUGCUUGGUAAUGGCAUAAUACAAGUCACCAUGAUUGGAAGAAAUUAUGUGUACUUGAUGCUUGAUAGUGAAGUGUGUAGAAACUGCUAUACAGCAAAGUAAUUUGGUUUGGCUGUGAGAAACGUCAAUGAUUUUGGCACAGUAAAUGAAUUUUCUCUGGACAUGAUUGUUCCAUGUUGUCUGAUAUAAUCUCAAACAAUCUGGAACUAAAAUGGCAAAACUGGCAUCCUUAACUCAAUAGAGGUUGCCUCUUUACGGAGAAUUAUACUUAUUUAGGAAACAGAAGUUUGAAUAUUUACACAGAAUUUGAGUUAGAGUUAUUGCUUUAUUUGAAAUGUGCCAAGCACUUCUAACUGAUUAUCUAGAUGAUAU
Molecule: messenger RNA, 2626 nt
Organism: Branchiostoma belcheri (Belcher's lancelet)
Lineage: Eukaryota; Metazoa; Chordata; Leptocardii; Amphioxiformes; Branchiostomatidae
Product: fatty aldehyde dehydrogenase-like
Exons: 11
Coding region: 135-1619 (494 amino acids)
Biological process (GO): aldehyde metabolic process
Cellular component (GO): cytoplasm
Molecular function (GO): aldehyde dehydrogenase (NAD+) activity
Source: RefSeq, a predicted model, not a curated record